AUGUCCUGUUGGAGAAUCAAAGUGUUCUGCUGUGGCGAGGAGCAGAUCCCUGUUUCUGAAGCUGUUUGCCUUCAGUGUGUCAAUGCAGAGGACGUCACAGUGUUCUGCUGUGGCGAGGAGCAGAUCACUGUUUCUGAAGCUGUUUGCCUUCAGUGUGUCAAUGCAGAGGACGUCACAGUGUUCUGCUGUGGCGAGGAGCGGAUCACUGUUUCUGAAGCUGUUUGCCUUCAGUGUGUCAAUGCAGAGGACGUCACAGUGUUCUGCUGUGGCGAGGAGCAGAUCCCUGUUUCUGAAGCUGUUUGCCUUCAGUGUGUCAAUGCAGAGGACAGGACGUCAGUGUUCUGCUGUGGCGAGGAGCGGAUCACUGUUUCUGAAGCUGUUUGCCUUCAGUGUGUCAAUGCAGAGGACGUCACAGUGUUCUGCUGUGGCGAGGAGCGGAUCACUGUUUCUGAAGCUGUUUGCCUUCAGUGUGUCAAUGCAGAGGACGUCACAGUGUUCUCCUGUGGCGAGGAGCAGAUCACUGUUUCUGAAGCUGUUUGCCUUCAGUGUGUCAAUGCAGAGGACGUCACAGUGUUCUGCUGUGGCGAGGAGCAGAUCCCUUGUGUCAAUGCAGAGGACGUCACAGUGUUCUGCUGUGGCGAGGAGCGGAUCACUGUUUCUGAAGCUGUUUGCCUUCAGUGUGUCAAUGCAGAGGACAGGACGUCACAGUGUUUCUGCUGUGGCGAGGAGCGGAUCACUGUUUCUGAAGCUGUUUGCCUUCAGUGUGUCAAUGCAGAGGACGUCACAGUGUUCUGCUGUGGCGAGGAGCAGAUCCCUGUUUCUGAAGCUGUUUGCCUUCAGUGUGUCAAUGCAGAGGACUGUGUCAAUGCAGAGGACGUCACAGUGUUCUGCUGUGGCGAGGAGCAGAUCCCUGUUUCUGAAGCUGUUUGCCUUCAGUGUGUCAAUGCAGAGGACGUCACAGUGUUCUGCUGUGGCGAGGAGCAGAUCACUGUUUCUGAAGCUGUUUGCCUUCAGUGUGUCAAUGCAGAGGACUGUGUCAAUGCAGAGGACGUCACAGUGUUCUGCUGUGGCGAGGAGCAGAUCCCUGUUUCUGAAGCUGUUUGCCUUCAGUGUGUCAAUGCAGAGGACGUCACAGUGUUCUGCUGUGGCGAGGAGCAGAUCCCUGUUUCUGAAGCUGUUUGCCUUCAGUGUGUCAAUGCAGAGGACGUCACAGUGUUCUGCUGUGGCGAGGAGCAGAUCACUGUUUCUGAAGCUGUUUGCCUUCAGUGUGUCAAUGCAGAGGACGUCACAGUGUUCUGCUGUGGCGAGGAGCAGAUCACUGUUUCUGAAGCUGUUUGCCUUCAGUGUGUCAAUGCAGAGGACGUCACAGUGUUCUGCUUGUGUCAAUGCAGAGGACGUCACAGUGUUCUGCUGUUUCUGAAGCUGUUUGCCUUCAGUGUGUCAAUGCAGAGGACGUCACAGUGUUCUGCUGUGGCGAGGAGCAGAUCCCUGUUUCUGAAGCUGUUUGCCUUCAGUGUGUCAAUGCAGAGGACGUCAGUGUUCUGCUGUGGCGAGGAGCGGAUCACUGUUUCUGAAGCUGUUUGCCUUCAGUGUGUCAAUGCAGAGGACUGUGUCAAUGCAGAGGACGUCACAGUGUUCUGCUGUGGCGAGGAGCAGAUCCUGUUUCUGAAGCUGUUUGCCUUCAGUGUGUCAAUGCAGAGGACGUCACAGUGUUCUGCUGUGGCGAGGAGCAGAUCCCUGUUUCUGAAGCUGUUUGCCUUCAGUGUGUCAAUGCAGAGGACGUCAGUGUUCUGCUGUGGCGAGGAGCGGAUCACUGUUUCUGAAGCUGUUUGCCUUCAGUGUGUCAAUGCAGAGGACGUCACAGUGUUCUGCUGUGGCGAGGAGCGGAUCACUGUUUCUGAAGCUGUUUGCCUUCAGUGUGUCAAUGCAGAGGACGUCAGUGUUCUGCUGUGGCGAGGAGCAGAUCCCUGUUUCUGA
Knipowitschia caucasica is the source of this 1977-nucleotide messenger RNA. NCBI's taxonomy places the organism in Eukaryota, Metazoa, Chordata, Actinopteri, Gobiiformes, Gobiidae. The record is from the annotation of a GenBank genome assembly.